AAGCCCCUCCUUUGCCAUCAAAACUCGCCUCCAUCCAUCUGCGUCUGCACAAACGGCCUGUGUGAGGAGAGAGAAAGAGAGAAGGAGAGUAAAAGAACAACAAACAACAACAAUGGAGGGUGGGAAAACAGUAAAAGAUGUAUCUCCUCACGAUUUCGUCAAAGCUUAUGCUGCUCAUCUCAAGCGCUCCGGCAAGAUGGAGUUGCCUCACUGGACUGACAUUGUGAAGACUGGUAAGCUCAAGGAACUCGCUCCAUAUGACGCUGACUGGUAUUACAUUAGGGCUGCCUCAAUGGCAAGGAAAGUCUACUUGAGGGGUGGACUUGGAGUUGGUGGAUUUAGGAGGAUUUAUGGAGGAAGCAAGAGAAACGGUAGUCGCCCUCCCCAUUUUUGCAAGAGCAGUGGUGCUGUUGCCCGUCACAUUCUGCAGCAAUUAGAGCAAGUUAAAAUUGUUGAAAUUGAUCCUAAAGGAGGAAGGAAAAUCACAUCAAGCGGCCAACGUGAUCUCGAUCAAGUAGCUGGCAGAAUUGGUGUUGAGGUGUAAGAAAAUUGGUCUGUACUCCUACAAAUACCAAUCAGAUCGUUUUUUUCUCUCCAGGUCGGAUGAAAACUAGGUGUAGAGGAAUUUGUUAGUUUUCUACAAUUUUGUUUCCUAUGUUGAAUUUGUUAGUUUUCUGAUGCUGUGCAAGUUAUCUGAGAUCAUUUUGCUGCGGAGAACACAGUUUUGAAAUUUAAUUUUAUGAAAUAUAUUUUACUGAUUUCCUA
Messenger RNA from Spinacia oleracea (spinach), 765 nucleotides. RefSeq names its product 40S ribosomal protein S19-1. Gene Ontology annotation, molecular function: structural constituent of ribosome; RNA binding. Gene Ontology annotation, biological process: translation; ribosomal small subunit assembly. The record is from RefSeq and is a predicted model, not a curated record. Gene Ontology annotation, cellular component: cytosolic small ribosomal subunit; ribosome. The transcript is spliced from 4 exons. NCBI's taxonomy places the organism in Eukaryota, Viridiplantae, Streptophyta, Magnoliopsida, Caryophyllales, Amaranthaceae. The coding region runs from base 113 to 544 and encodes 143 amino acids.